Aspergillus oryzae RIB40 is the source of this 816-nucleotide messenger RNA. RefSeq lists its product as uncharacterized. The transcript has a single exon. The coding region runs from base 1 to 816 and encodes 271 amino acids. NCBI's taxonomy places the organism in Eukaryota, Fungi, Ascomycota, Eurotiomycetes, Eurotiales, Aspergillaceae. The record is from RefSeq and is a predicted model, not a curated record.
AUGAAAUUCCACCUCUGGGCUGUGGCCCUCGCGUCGGCACUCUGUGUCCAAGCCAACGAAUGGCACGCCUAUUACCGUCUCGAUAGCAAGGCAUACCAAACAAAGUUCGAUGAAAUGGUCUCGCAAGGCUUCCGGCUGAACUCGGUCAGCGGAUACGAAUACAAUAAGGAGCCAAACUUCGCCGUCAUCUUCGAAAAGAGGCCCUCACCGGCUUGGAAGUCUCAUCACGGAAUGACCUCCGACCAAUACCACCAAAAGUUUGAAGACUACCUGAAGCAGGGAUACCGCGUUGUCCAGGUCAAUGGCUACACAGUCGGUGGAAAGGACCGCUACACUGCUAUUUGGGAGAAAGACUCCUCCUUGCCCUGGAUAUCACGUCAUGGGAUGAACAAAGAAUGGAUGCAAAAAUAUUUCGACAAGUAUCUGGAGGAGGGAUACAGAAUGACUCAUGUGAGUGGGUACGAGGUGGAUAAUGAGAGUCGCUAUGCUGCUGUUUGGGAAAAGCGGAAUGAUAGUACUGCCUGGGUUUCUGUUGGGGAGCUCAACUCGACUGAGUACCAGGCUACAUUCGACAAACAUGUGAAGGACGGGUAUCGACUUGUUGAUGUGGAUGGGUAUCAAGUUGGAGAUGAGGUCCUGUAUGCGGCAAUUUGGGACAAGUCUGCAUCUGGUGCAUGGGUGGCAAGACACGGUGUCGAGUCUUCCAAGUUCCAGGCUGAGUUCAACAAGUACCGUGAUGAAGGCUAUGUUCUGCGGACUUUCAGCGCCUACAAUGAUGGGACAGCAGAUCGCUAUGCUGCUAUCUGGGUCAAAUAA